This is a messenger RNA of Belonocnema kinseyi, 1669 nucleotides long. RefSeq names its product mitochondrial inner membrane protein OXA1L-like (gene OXA1L). Gene Ontology annotation, cellular component: mitochondrial inner membrane. The transcript is spliced from 8 exons. Gene Ontology annotation, molecular function: membrane insertase activity. The record is from RefSeq and is a predicted model, not a curated record. Gene Ontology annotation, biological process: mitochondrial respiratory chain complex IV assembly; protein insertion into mitochondrial inner membrane from matrix. Lineage: Eukaryota; Metazoa; Arthropoda; Insecta; Hymenoptera; Cynipidae. The coding region runs from base 286 to 1524 and encodes 412 amino acids.
ACAUUUUGUAAAUAAAAUAUCAUUCAAUAAAUUAAAAAAAAAAGAAUUAAAACUUUAACACAACAUUUAAUUUUCUAUAAAAGCCGACUACUCACUUCACCGUUUUUGUGAAAAUGGGUCUAUUUAAAGAAUAAAAAAAAGCGUUCAAAGCUUAAAGUCUCCGCAAAACUAGGUUAUGUUUCUUAUUUUCUGAAAUGCAGCGGAAUUUAUAAUGUGCGAUUUUGAUAAGUUAUUCGCCGGUUGUGUGGAAUUUGUGAUUGAUUAAUUGUAACUGAAACAUUAAAAAUGUUUUCACGUAUAUCUUUAAGUACUUACUGUCGUGCGUUGACAAAACCACACAUGGGACGACAGUCAUUUCCACAAACUAGAUCCUUACACGUAUCUCAUCGUAUUAAAGAUAUUAAGGUUAUUAAUUCAAGAAUCCGCUGCUUAGGACCUCAUUCAUCCCAUUCAACAGCUUUUAGUGCAAAUCUUAUAAGAUUUGCAAGUACCGCUGAAGCGACUGAAGUGUCUGCAGAAAAUGCACUACCCGAAAUACCUGAACCGCCGACUGCUGUGGACCCAGAAAUUGUCCAGGUUAUUGGCGAUUCGCUUCAAAGUUACGGUUUAGGAGGUUACUUGCCAAUAGGAUUGACACAACAUUUUUUAUUCUUUAUAAACACUACAUGUGGACUUCCUUGGUGGACGACAAUUAUUCUGGGAACGGCCGGUAUAAAAGUGGCGCUCUUUCCAUUAUUUCUGAAAAUGCAGAAACACCAGGCAUUGACAAGUUUUCACGCAAAAGACUUGGGCUAUUUCGAAAGAAGAAAAAAAGAUGCAAUAGCCGACGGAAAUCAGAUGAAAGUUCAGAUGUAUUCUUUGAAACAAGACGAAUUCUACGCUUCUCACGGCAUGAUGACGACAAAACAAACUGUGGUGCAUUAUGGGGUUCAGGGAGCUGUUUUCUUUGUAUUUUUCAUGGCGAUGAACGGAAUGGCACGUGUGCCGAUUGAAAGUAUGAAAACGGGUGGUCUUUCGUGGUUUUCUGAUUUAACUGUAGCCGAUCCUUACUAUGUGUUACCGGUACUUUCCGCACUUUCUACGGCAUUAUUUAUUCACUUAUCGCCACCUCCCGCGAUGGGACAAAAAUUACAGGGGAUACAGAAGUACAUCAAAUUCUUGGUACCUGUAGUCACUCUGCCAUUUAUGGUAUAUUUUAAAUCGGCUGUAAUGUUGUACAUUAUAACGAACACUUGGCUCACAUUUCUCAGCCAAAUUUUAGUCAAAAUACCGAAAUUUAGAGCUUUAUGCAAACUUCCACCUUUAAUAGAAUCAGCUGCAAAUAAUCAAGCAAAUACUCCAUCAGGAAUGACCGACUCGAUGAAAGGAACUUUAAUGGAAGUCUGGAAAGAUAUCAGACACAGCCGAGCUACAAAUGCUGCAUACGUCUUGGAUCAAAAGAAAUUUGAAGCUGCGGGCAGAGGGGCCUUAAUUAAAACAUAUAAAUACGACCCAACGAAAGAAAUGCCAAAAGCUGCAAGAUAAAUUUAAUAGAUCACAUAUUUUAUAUACCAGAGCGUUUUUUUUUUUUAAUAAUAAACGCAUUUUCAUCUUGUUAGAUUCAUCAUUUUCAUCAUCAAACUCAUCCAAAAGAUCUUGUAUCGCUCGUGGUUAUAAAUAAAAAUGAAUA